Molecule: messenger RNA, 1073 nt
Organism: Coccomyxa subellipsoidea C-169
Lineage: Eukaryota; Viridiplantae; Chlorophyta; Trebouxiophyceae; Coccomyxaceae
Product: RNA-binding domain-containing protein
Exons: 8
Cellular component (GO): cytoplasm; nucleus; ribonucleoprotein complex
Molecular function (GO): mRNA binding
Source: RefSeq, a predicted model, not a curated record
AGCGGCUGUAACAACUGCUGCGGGGCAUAUGCACCGUGAAUGCUGCCAAGGAUGGGAGAGCCAGUAGCUUCGGAACCGCGGUUGUUUGUGGGGCAGGUACCGAGCGACGUGCGAGAGGAGGACCUAUGGCCGCUGUUCACGCCCUUCGGGACGGUCAGGAACCUGCACAUGCUCAAGGGGAGCGAUGGCAAGCCCAGGGGCUGCGCCAUGGUCCUCUUCCAGCGCUGGGCUCAGGCCGAAGCUGCAGCUGAAGCUCUGGACGGACAGCUCGUCCUGGAGACCGGCGGCCAGAGGAAGCCGCUGGUUGUGCACUUCGCCAACCCCAGAAGAGCACCUCCCGGACAGCCUGCCGAGCCCGGCAUAGCUCCUCGGAAGCUUUUCGUUGGCCAGGUGCCCCGGGACGUGACAGAGGACACCCUGCGGCCUCUCUUUGAACCAUAUGGCGACAUAGAGCACAUCAACAUCUUGCGGACGCACAGAGGGCAGAGCGCAGGAUGCGCGUUCGUGCAAUUCCAGAAGUGGGCGCAGGCGGAGGUGGCGAUGGAGGCGCACAAUGGCAAGACGCGGCUGGGCAACUCUGAGGUGCCCCUCGUCGUCAAGUUUGCCGAUGCCAAGCGGAAGGACGCCGUUGCUGGCCAGAUGCACGGUGGCUGGAUGGGCGGCCAGAUGGGGCCGCCGCGGCAUCUCGACAUGUAUGGCAACAACCUCGGCAACGGCCUCAUGGGCGGGCAGCUCGGCGGCAUCGGCGGUAUGGGAGAAUACCACAAUCUGGGCGGCAUGCUCAACGACAACGGCCUGCUGAGCUUGGGCAUAGGCAACGGCGGGCCGUAUGGAAUGCAGGAUCCCAACUUCCUGGCAAACGGUCUCCUGGGCGGCAGCUUAGCCAACUCUCUGGGCGCGGGCGCUCUGGCCGACAGCCUCGGCCUCACGCAGGGCCUUGCGACGAUGCCCAAUGCGCCGCAGAACCUGCAAGGCGGCCUGCCCGCAGGCUUUGGCAUGGGCGGCUUGGGCAACGGGCCUGAUGCGCUUGCCUCGGUGAGGCUUCUGGACAAUGGCUUUGGCAAGCUUGGCCU